CUCAAGAACUUCCCUCAGUACACAACCCAAAAGCAAGAUAGCAAGCGAACCUUACGCAAGCCAACAACCCUCAGCUUCCACCGCGGACGCUCACAGUGUAGCGGCGCUGCGCCCAAAACUUUCGCUUUAGCCUAGUCGAGCAAACUGGAGUCCUUCAAUCCCCUCAGGCCGCUUGUGCGGCAGCAGUAGAGCCGCGAACAGAAUGCCGUUCGGGAGCCAGUGGCUGGAGACCGAGGCGGCCUGCGACGUCCUGCAAGAGGACGGCGGACGACAUGGCGCGCGCUGGAUGUCCCUAGUGCAAGGCAUUCGCCGCAGCCUUGACGUGCAUCUCAAGUCAUACUAUAAGAUCGACACCGCAUUCGCAACAGCGGCGCGUUAUGCCUCCGCGAGCGACAAACUUCGCGUGCUCGCGCGUGCACUCACCGAUACAGGACUCGUCGACUUCUGCUGCGUGUACCUCGUGCACCCCACUUGCGGCACCUUCGGCGUGGCUGCUGUGUCUGGCGCCGGCUCGGAGCUGUAUCCGCCCCUGCUGACCCAGGCCGUCAACCUGGGCGCCAAGCUGGGGGCCGACGUGUGCGCCAGCACCCCUGCGCUCAACGUCUUCACGCGCUCCGUGUUUCAGGUCCAGGACUCGAACUGGGCGGUGGAGGAUGUGGUUGCCUCCAAGGCGCCCUGGUACUACGACUGCGCCUCCGCCGUCAACGGCUUCGGCCUGCCCCAGGAGGCGGCCUGGCUGCGGCGGGCGGGCAUGCGUAGUGUGCUGGCCCUGCCCUGCAUGGCUUCGGCGCACUCCGCCUCGCCCGCGGGCGCGCUGGGCUUCGGCCACGAAGGCUGCGGCUCCAGCAGCGACUCGGCAGUGACCGGCGUGCUGACGGUGGCGACGCGCCAGAAGACGCUGGACCACCUGCUGCUUCGCAAGCUGGAGGAGCUGUGCUGCCGCCUGGCUCCCAUUGUGUCGGACGCCGUGUCCGAGCACUCCCGGCUGCUCAGCAACCGGCGGCUGGUGGGGCGCUACGAGUCCGUGUCGGAAUUCGCGCACGCCGUUCUAGGCGAGAUGCUGAACCUGGACCGCGCAGUCGCCGUCUCCGUUGCGGCCUCCAACGCGGUCGCGUCCGGCUCGGCUACGGGCCUGACGCCCUCGCAGGCGCGGCAGACGCAGCGGCAGGACUCGAUCGCCGCUACCGCGGCGGUGGCAGCUGCCGGCGGCCGCUCGUGCAGCGGCAGCAAGCACGUGCCCGCAUCCGCUGAGGCGCGGUUUGACGCUGCGGCUGCCGUUGAGGCUGCCAAGGCCGCAGGGUUCGGCUGGACCGCCCCCGCCAGCUCGGUCACGCCCACCUCAGUGUCUGCGUCGACCAAGACCUCGGGCUUCGCCAGCUGCCUCGCGCGCCUGCGCAGCAAGGGCCACGGCAGCAAGGCCGCUGCGGCUGCCGCCAGCUGCGCCUUCACCGAGGUGACCAGCGCCACCUGCGGCACCACCGCCGCGCCCACCUCGCCCACCUGCGCCUCCACGCCCACCACCGCCACCAGCGGCGCCACGCCAUGCAGCAACGCCCUGCAGCAGUCGUCGCAGGAGGCGGUCUGGUCCGCGUCCUUCUCCGCCUCUCUUUCGCAGCAGCAGCAGCAGCAGCAGCGGGCCCAGCAACGGGCGCCUACUUGCGCCGAGGCCGCGCCCAUGCAGCUGCAGCAGCUGCAUGCCGCGGACACGUUUUGCUCCGCGACCAGCCGCGCCGUCACCGCCUGCGGCCUUAGCUCUGGAGCCGGCGGCCUGUCCACUGCCGUCACGGCGGCAGACGGCCUGCCCUCGGCAGUCACCUCCUCCGCGCUGCCCUCGGGCGCACUAGCCAGCGCUAUCGCCUCGGGCGGCGCCCCUUGCAAGCCCGCCGCGACCUCGCCCCCUACCCAGAGCAACGCCACCGGCGCUGUCGCCACCCUCAACGUCUUCAAGUCGCUUGCGCCAGCGGCAUCCCUACCGCUGCCGGCGGUGUGCACCGCCCUGUCCGCCCAAUCGCCCUCGCCCACUGAGUGCGACAUGUCAGAUGAGCACGACGAGGAAGGGGCUAGCGACGAGCAGCAGCAGCGUCGCCAGUGCCUGCUGAGCGGGUCGGGCACGGCCCGCACGCUGCCUUCGCCCCCCGCUGAGAUCAUCGCCUCGGUGCGGGACCUGGUUGACAUCGGCGCCUUCACCAGCGGCCUCGCGGCUGAGCCCACCGCCGCAGCGGCGCACAGCGGCGCAGCCUCGGCCAUGGCUGCCAGCCGUGGCGACGCGCUGGCCCUGGAGGCGACACAGGCGUCGCGCAGCACCCGCAGCCUGUCGUGCCUGGAGUUCAGCGGCGCCAGUCUGUCGGUGGCGACCGCCGAGGCGCUGGCCAGCCCGGGCAACGGCAACAGCAGCGGUGUCCGGUCCGGGCGUGGCGGCGGUGGUGCCGGCACCGAUGUGGUGGACACGGUGGCGCAGGCCGUGCAAGCGCACAUGAAGUAUGAUAGCAGUGGCAGCCCGUUCUGCGGCGUACCCAGCCAGGAGCCGCAGCGCCAGCAACGGCACCAGCAGCAGCGGCCCCAGGAGGUAGGCCCCGGCUGCGCGUCGGCGGAGUGCUCCUCUGUGCGCAGUAGCGGCGAUGGCCGCGACCUGUUGUACGGCCGUGACGCUGGCUUCAUGAUGGAUGGCUCAUCUACGUACGGCAGCGGCGAGUGGCACAGCGGCAUCGCACCCGGCGGUGCCGGCGCCAGCGCUGGCGGCUGCGGCGGCUACAUGCUGUCGAACAGCGGCUAUUCGUCGCGCGGCGGCAGCCGCGUCAUGCAGCGCGGCGUGCCCAUCGAGCCCAGCAUUGGCCCCAUCAGCGUCGGCCUGUACGGUAGCACUGGCCCGUACGGCAGCGGCAGCGCGGCCGCCAGGGGCUUCGCAGCCUCGGCGUCCGCCGCCGCGGCGCCCUACGUUCGCGUCGGCGGCGGCGUUGCCAGCGCGUGCGCGUCCGAGCGCUCUGUCGCCAGCCGCGACACGACGGCAACGCUGGCGACCACCACGUUUGCGAGCAGCAUGCCUAUGGGCGCGGGCACCUCGACGACACAGCUGACGGCGUCAUCCGCCGGAAACUGCGCAGCCGGCGCCAGCGCUCUUGACUUCUACGUCUGCGCCGCCGCCAGUGCAGCGCCUGACGGCGCCACCGCCGAGGGCGCCUGUGGCGCCUCUGCGGCGGCGGCGGCUGCCGGCCCCAGCAGCCGCUGGAGCCGCGACAGCGCCGCAGCUGCGGCGGCGAUGUGGGGCAGCGAGGCGAGUGAUGCCAUCGCCGCCGCCAUGCAGUUUACGUCGGGCGUGGCCCCGGCGCCGCGGGUGCCCAUAUCGUCCCAAGGCGCGGCGAUGCUGGCAACGCACCGCACACGCGGCGGCUGCGCAGUCCCUCUGGGCGGCCCUUCUGGUGCCGGCCAGCUGUUUGGUAUCCGCGAAAGCGGGCCCAUGCCCAGCGCCUCCACGCUCAUUGGCAGUGGCAGCGGCGGCCUGCCGCGCGGAUGCAGGAGCGCGGGCAGCGCCAGCGGCUGUAACAGCGGCAGUGGCGCAAGUAGCGGUCCCUGCAGCAGCGGCGACGUGCGUGUGUCCAUACUGGACCUGGCCUCAGCGGCGGGCAUGACGGCGCGCGACGUGGUCAGUGGCAAAAGCGCUGCAAAGGAGCGUGUCGCCGUGGCCUGCGGGCCCGCGGCGGCUGCCCACCCAGCCCGCUGGUAGUGCCAAGCUCCAAUCGAAGGUGCAACGCCUUUCGUUUGCGUGUGUGUCACCAUGCGGGACAAGUUGUCACUGCGCCACUGCGUCCAAGUGCAGAUGGAAUCACUGAUGAGAGACCAAACCUUCGGUCAUUCUUUAGGGAGCUGAUCGGGUGCAAGCCCGCUUUGUACAAUGAGAGAAGAGCGAGCGAGAGUGAGGGGAUUGCUGAAUCGACGGUUGUUUGCCUUCACUUGAUACGCGGAUCGGGCAUGCACGUGCGGUAAUGCAGGACAUGACGGUACGAGUGCAAAUAAUAUCUUUAUGUUUACGCCCCUUGGCGUUUCAUCGGCACUACUAUGAUGGGCAGUGUGAGACAGCGGGCUGAGCCGUACUACUGCAACGAGACUUUCAGUGGUAUACCGUACGGUUUCAGUACCCAUGAAAGCGGUGUGCGCAUGGUAAGCGGCUGCCCUCCUAAUAUUCCUUUUCUUGUGUCAGGCGUGUCACAUGAGGAAUGCUUGUGUGGACAUUUGCAGAGGAAGACGUUGCCAUUGUUUCACCAAUAUAUGUCCUUCAUUACCAGAACGGAUGGAAUGAUUUCAUGUCUUUUCCGGAUCGUCAGGGGCAGGACGACUGCAGUGAGCAGACGCCGACGCCCACAGAGUGAACAUAGAAGGGUCGGAAGCCGAGGGCACUUUCAAGAACAGAACUGCUUACUAUAGGAAGUAACAGGGUUACUGUUGGUCGUGGCCUACAAUGCGAGUUUGGCCAGUUUUGCUGUCCCAGAAAUUCAGAAUAAUGUUGUUCUGUUGCGGCGCGGCAUGUAUAUACACAGGUGCUGGGCGCUCGUUCGUGCGCCGUGGCGGCGGGUGGCAGGCUGGCAGUAUGACCAAACCCGGGGUUUCGUGUGUGCGGAAAGCAUUGGGUUGACGGGCACACCUGCCCGACAGCGGUUGCGUGUUCAGCCAGAGACGCGUGGCCUGUCGUUAUUAAUGUUGGUGAGCAAGUAAGAUGAAACAAACACGAUCUUACUGUUCGAGGAAGGAUUGUCAUGAGGCAGGACAAUGAAGCAGUAUCAAGCUCGAUACAACACACCAUAAUUCCGCGAGCCGGAGGGAGAUGGAUGGUCGAGUUGCAAAGACGUUGAGAGAGCACUGUUUGUUGCAUCAACCGUGAGGAGCGAAGAGACACUGAAGAGGAGUAGGCGGAUGGUGUCACCGGAUGCCCCCUAGUCAAAAGGAUCGGAAGUUCCGGACGUGGGUGCCUGCUGUACAUGUAAAACCCUUUGCAU
This is a messenger RNA of Chlamydomonas reinhardtii, 4988 nucleotides long. RefSeq lists its product as uncharacterized. The record is from RefSeq and is a predicted model, not a curated record. Lineage: Eukaryota; Viridiplantae; Chlorophyta; Chlorophyceae; Chlamydomonadales; Chlamydomonadaceae. The transcript has 6 exons. The coding region runs from base 203 to 3721 and encodes 1172 amino acids.